Hyaloperonospora brassicae is the source of this 1269-nucleotide messenger RNA. The record is from the annotation of a GenBank genome assembly. Lineage: Eukaryota; Oomycota; Peronosporomycetes; Peronosporales; Peronosporaceae.
AUGCUCGCGACUACUGGCGACGAGGCGACGCGCUAUAGCUACCGCGUGAACCACCUCGUGCAAAAGGACAUUCGCAAGCCCAUUCACGCAAUGAAACACUUUAACGCCAACGUCGUUGACGGCCGCAUUCCCAUUGUGCUCACGCCCACGUACUCGACGUUGUUGACGCUGUUUAUGAAAGUGCCGUCAGGUCUCUGGGUGUUCAAGCAAACGUGGAACGCGCACGCGGGCAUGAUGGACCCUGGACUCAAGAUGUGCUGGCCAGCGUGGCACCGCGUGUCCCACAUUGUCACCAAGCAAGCCGUGACGUACUCGAACCCUGUGCGUGGGUGUCCGACGCAGGACAAUGUCAUGGUGGACAUUGACAUUUCGAUCAGCUUCCAGAUUGGUCCAACAGCAGACGACGCGUACACGUUUGUGUACUCGCUCGGCGCGCAUCGCUUUGACGAGCUGCUCUAUAGCCUGACCGAAGAAGCCAUUCGCGGGCUGGUGCACUCGGUGCGUCACGACCAAGUGCACGAUCUGCGCGAAGAGUUUGCCAUGGGCAUGAAGACGGACCUCAACGCCAAGCUCCGGCGCUACGGUGUCUUGAUCCACAAUGUCAAAGUGACGAACGUCGACUUGCCACUUGCACUGUCCAAGACACUGGAGGAGACAACUGCGUUCAAGACGCGCAUGGAGGAACAGGAGAAGAAUCACGAGAACCAGAUGCGGAUGCUGCUGAACCAAGAGACGCAGAAGCUCACGGCACUCGAGAAGCAGAAUGAGCGUGCGAUCCAAGAUCUCCAGGCUGAAAGUGUCCGUGCAGCUAUUAUUCGAGACGAGCGGCGCACGAUCGCCGAAGCAAAGGCGCAAGUCACGAUUGCCGAGCACAAGUCAGCCAACGAAAACAAGAUCAAGGCAGCAGAAGGCUACAAAGCGAACGCUGUUGCAAGUGCGACUGCCAAGACGGUAACGAACAAAGCUCUACCGACUGUAGAGCUUACCAACCUCAAGGCGGACUUUGACCAGUUUGUCAACGUGGCAAAGAUGAACGGCGAGGCGAAGAUUGAUGCUGCAAAGAAGGAGGCGGCACAGAUUGUGGCGAAUGCUAACGCGGAGGGCAAUUCGGCCGCGUUCCUCAAGUCCAAACGGGACUAUGAUUACAACGAGAAGAAGAUUCACAUGCAAGCUGCUCUACUGGAGGCCGUUCCGCUUGUCAUUAGCGGGAAGAAUGGCGACCAGCUCAUUCAAGGCACGUUGUUGCAGACGUUCACGCCAGCAAAGUAG